Molecule: messenger RNA, 3531 nt
Organism: Egretta garzetta (little egret)
Lineage: Eukaryota; Metazoa; Chordata; Aves; Pelecaniformes; Ardeidae
Gene: WASHC3
Product: WASH complex subunit 3
Exons: 7
Coding region: 1-618 (205 amino acids)
Biological process (GO): exocytosis; actin filament polymerization
Cellular component (GO): WASH complex
Source: RefSeq, a predicted model, not a curated record
AUGUUACGACAGGCACAGCUAGGUCUGCCAUACCCCCUUUUUCCCGUUCGUGUACGCAUUAAGGUUCCUGCUAUUCAGCAGAAAAGAACUGUAGCAUUUCUAAACCAGUUUGUGGUUCACACAGUGCAGUUUCUCAACCGCUUUUCUACUGUUUGUGAAGAGAAAUUGUCAGCGCUCUCUCUUCGUAUCCAACAAAUUGAAACAACACUCAAUAUUUUGGAUGCAAAGUUAUCCUCUAUUCCUGGCCUAGAAGAUGUCAAAUUUGAAGCAUCCAGUGCAAAUAUGAAUAGUGUCACAAAUGGUCCUGUGGCACAAGCUACUGCGGGUCAACAGACAGCUGUGUCACCUCAGUCUGGACAGAACAAUAUACAUGAAGAAGGGUUACCGAAAACGGAGGUCGUAACAGAAAAUGUCAGAACUGUGGCCAAGGAUCCUAGAUAUGCCAGAUAUCUCAAAAUGGUUCAAGUGGGUGUUCCUGUAAUGGCAAUACGAAACAAAAUGAUUUCUGAAGGGCUAAAUCCAGAUCUUCUUGAGACCCCAGAUGCCCCUGUGCCUGCCUGGGGAGAUGAUGGGAAUGCAGAAGACAGUUCUGAUAGUGAAUCUUCAUUUAGUGACUGAAGAGACUGAUUUUGGCCUUUGGAAACCUCUGUUAAGUGCUAAUGCGUUUGCAGCUUUAGCAGACAAUGGGUUUGCGUGGGUCACGUGGGUGACAUGGUUUAUCUGACAGCAUUUUUAAGAACUAAGAUCCUCCGUGUUCUCUCCCAGAAAGUUUGAACAGGCAGCGUGUUUCAACCUGAACCUUUCCACCAUGAAAAUUAGUCGUGAGAUCCUUGAAGUUUUUAUGCUGCAUCAUUUCAGAUUCCUUUCUCAUUCUUCUGAAAUUGCUUUGAAAAACUCUAAAAAUUCUGCACCUCUAAACCUCCAGGUCUCUUAGACUGCUUUCUGGUCAUUAUUGGAUUUUUCUAUUUUUUAUUUUUCUUUUAACCUAAGUUGCCUUCUUUCUGUCCCAUAACAUACAGGUAAAGUAACUUUUCAAAAUGAAGUUGUUUACCUGUAAUCUGAUGAACUAUAUUUUUUUUCUAAUACGCUAUGUUCUCAAGUGACGCAACAAGAAUGACACAGAAGUCAGCUAUCUUAUGGUGAUUGCAAAUUACUGACACUCUGCUCUGAAAGAAACUAAAAUACAAGUGAAAAAUACGUUAAAAACCAAUCUGAAUCUGUUUUCAAAGCUAUGUACUGCUAUUUGAUUUCAUGUUAGGGUCUGUACAAAGUUGUUAAAGAAAUUCCUGCUCUGUGGAAGAGUUGAUUUAUCAAAUUCAGGUUACAGUGGUGUAGAAAGCUAAGAUUGGUUUGAAAGUGACACUGUGAAAGAAGCAAGUGCCUGGGAGAUUAUUAAGGAAUACCGGAUUCUCACUGCUUGUUCACGGUCACGUGGGUCAGUAGAAACCACUUGCUGACUGCUGUUGGGCUUAUUCGAAAGGAGCUGUGGCCCAGCAGUUUGCAUAGGAUAAGAAAUCACCUCCAAGUUGGUGCUGUUGCUGAUAGUUUCAGCAAAGAAACCGAAAUUCAGUUUGUAUAAUGAUAAAGCCACCUUGCGACCUCUUGAGGUAGAAAGAAAUCUACUUGGAGUCUGACUGGCCCUGAAGACUUCUCUCCGAAGUACUUAAUCUACUCCAUGAGUCAGAAAUGACAUUUCAUUAAAGAAUCUUCUUUAAUAUAAUUUGUUCCACAUGAAAUUCUUCGCAAUCUAUUUGAAUUCCCCAGAUUAUUGUGAUUAUACCAGAAUGCUGUGGGCCAGGCAAUCAUACACUUUCUGGUAUUUUACAUUCUUCCUGAGACCAAGAAAAAGACUAAAACUGAAGCUCUAAGUGUAUAAAUUUGUUAGCUUUUAUGACCGAGUCAUUAUCUUCUCUCUUAGUUAUUUAUGCCACUUCAGUAGGGUUAGCUGCUUUUUUUCCUGUAACUUAAGCAUGGCUCCCCCCAGAGUCUAGCAAACAUACUUAAGCUCUUCAUAACCCAUAAACCAGAAUAAUGCCUGAAUCCCUACGAAAGCAUAUAUGCACUAGAGAAUGUCUAGAGAUGGCAUUUCAGUAAUGAGUUAAUUGUUAUUGGACACUUAAACAAAAAUACUCAAUAGUUAACACUUGGUAAAACUUGACAAAUACUAACAUAUUAGCAAUAAGUAUUUCAAAAGUAAAUGUCACGAUGUUAUUGCAGAAAGCAUAUGUUAAAGCACUGGUGACUUUUUGAAAUCUAUAUUUGAAAACGCAUUGAGGCAAUCUGUAUAAUUAAAGCUAUGUUUUGUAAACCAAAGUUGUUCUAUUUUACUCUCAUGUGUUGUUUUAAACAAGAUAAUGAAAAUUCUUCUGAAGUCUCUGCAAUUCAUGUUUCUCCAAGAGUUAGCUAUGCUGAAGUUGCAUCGAUCUGCGAGCUGAAGGGGAGAGUUUUGAAAACAGCGGAUUGGAGUUUAACCUAAGCAAUAUUAGCCCUCUGGCUAGAGGAGAACUGCACAUCCCAUAGCUGCUAUUCUAACAAGAAAAUUGGAGGAAGACUGCAAUUAAUUUGGACUGUAUCUUUGAUACUCUUGAACUGAUAUUAAACUGCGUGGGGAAGUAGCGUGAUUUAAAGAAUUAACUUGAGAUAGAGUAGUUAAUUAUUUUUAUAAAGAAAUAAACAAGGUUACUAAAACACAUUUAAGGAGGUAGGACUCCUAUUGUUUAUCAUUUUGAAGAAGGUUUUUGCGUAAUUUUAGUCUGAAAAACCUAAAAUCAAUUGUCUUUUAUACCACUAUGGAUGUAUUUUUACGUGGAAUGAAAAAGAAAGCCUUUAGCCUACUGUCGCUUGUUAAAAUGAGGGACGAUUAAUUGGUAAUUACAUAUGUCACAGAAUAACAAUUUCAUUAGGAGACAUGCUGAAUUUAAUUGCUUAAGACUUAGUUGGGUUUUUUUCAGGGUAGCUCUUUACUUUGGAAUAGUGCAGUCUUGGUAGGCUUGCAGAACCGUUCAGAAAAAACCUUGCCACUUCGUCUCCACUUCCACUUGAGUGGUGGCUCCGCUGCACAGUAAAGUAUCCAAGUGCUUGAACUGUGAGGAACCAGGGAGACAAAGAUAAAAACUUCCCUUUUUACCUUCAGCAGCCAUAAUGCUUCCACUGCCUUCGGAACCUCUGACCGCAUUAAGCUCCGCUGUUCCUGCCAGUCUCAUCUGCUAAACACAUCCCUGUACUCUUGAGGCUGCAGCCAAGUUCAAUCUGAGAUGUUUCAGCUUAGGACACAUGCUGACACAAGAAGCUAUUAAGUAUGGGAAGGUUGGUUUGAGACUGAAUUAUGUCAGCUGUGCUAGUCCUCCUUGAUCUACAGCAGUUUUGUAGCAAGAUGGUGCUAGCCCAGAAAGUUGGAAAGUCCUUAACCGCAAGCUAAAUACUAUAAGCAGACAAUAUUCCAACUUGCUCAUUAUUUGCCAUCUGUUUUGGCAUAGCAGAUGGAGGGAGUAUUUCAACUUGGCUGCGCAGUAAUCAGAUAUACGUAGUACU